Tilletiopsis washingtonensis is the source of this 1135-nucleotide messenger RNA. RefSeq lists its product as hypothetical. Bases 32 to 982 code for a protein of 316 amino acids. NCBI's taxonomy places the organism in Eukaryota, Fungi, Basidiomycota, Exobasidiomycetes, Entylomatales. The transcript has a single exon. The record is from RefSeq and is a predicted model, not a curated record.
CGCUACGGGCGGCGCCCACGAGGCGCUGAGCAUGUGUCUUGUCGACGUCGUGCAGCUGACGUACCGGCUGGGCCUGCAGCGCGAGCCUUCGGCGCGGCUGUACGGCGCAGCGCAGGCGCGCGACCGCCUCAACCUCUUCAUCACCGUCUGCUGCCUCGACUGGGGCACCGUCGGCACGACCAAGGCGUUCACGGCACUGCGCGAUGCCCCGGUGCUACAGCCGCUGCUCAAUGGCCGCGCCUCGCCGCUCGAGGGCAGCAGCAGCGGUGGCGGUGGCGAGGUGCUGGAUACGUACAUGGCGCUCAAGUUCCGCAUGGCGCGCUUCAUUCUCCACGCACAGCGGCACCGCACGCAUGCUGCAGAGGAGGGUGAUCCGGCGGCGGACAGCAUCAGUGAGGCCGCCCUGGCUCAGCAGCUCGAAGCGAUCCACAAGCUGGCCGACGGUGUGCUCGAGGGGCGCGCUGCGUCGGGCGGCGAUGCGGUCGAGGCGGCGCUGCGCCAUGCGUCGCUCUCUGUGCUUCUCGCCAUGCUCGCCAUUGUGCACGGUCAGACGACGAGUCGCCUCGCAGACGACACCAGUGCGGCACUCGACGGCUGUGCCCAGGUGAUCCGCGUCUUUGUGCAGCUCCUCGCCCGGCUGCUGACGCACUACGGCGUGCACACCAGCGCCGCGCUACCGCCCAGCUCGAUGGGCGUCGAGUACCUCAUCGCACAGCAGCCGGGCCUGUGGCGCUGUCUCUGGUUCCUGUUGCAGAAUGUGGCGACGGCGGUGCGCCUCUUUCGCUCGCUGCAGCUGCACGUCCUGCUGCACGGCGCACCGCACGCCGGUGCCGCUGCGCCGCCGAGCGCCGACAUUGAGCUGGUGGAGCACUGCCUGCGGGCGUUGCAGGCCGCCGGUAUGCUCCCGGCCGCCGAGCCGGCUCCCGACGACGAGGAGCACUCGAGCUACGACGAGCUCGUUGGCGCGCUGACGUUCUUCUGAGCGUGCGAGACUGAGGCGCAGUGGUGCUGAAAUGGCAUCUCUUGACUGCAUCUGGCCCGCACAGCGGACAGCGGUGCAUGCCAGCACAACGAGAGCAUCAUGCGCCGAGUGAGCAAUCCAACGACGGUGCUGAAUGGCUCGGUAGGAGAGACA